Molecule: messenger RNA, 1914 nt
Organism: Closterium sp. Yama58-4
Lineage: Eukaryota; Viridiplantae; Streptophyta; Zygnematophyceae; Desmidiales; Closteriaceae
Source: the annotation of a GenBank genome assembly
AUGGCGGAGGAGAAGCGGCAGAAGGAGGAGGAGGAGCGGAAGAGGGAGGAGACGAGAAAGGCGGAACGCGAAAAGGAGGAGAAGCGGCAGAAGGAGGAGGAGGAGCGGAAGAGGGAGGAGGCGAGGAAGGCGGAACGCGAAAAGGAGGAGAAGCGGCAGAAGGAGGAGGAGGAGCGGAAGAGGGAGGAGGCGAGGAAGGCGGAACGCGAAAAGGAGGAGAAGCGGCAGAAGGAGGAGGAGGAGCGGAAGAGGGAGGAGGCGAGGAAGGCGGAACGCGAAAAGGAGGAGAAGCGGCAGAAGGAGGAGGAGGAGCGGAAGAGGGAGGAGGCGAGGAAGGCGGAACGCGAAAAGGAGGAGAAGCGGCAGAAGGAGGAGGAGGCAAAGGCGAUGGAAAGGAGGCGGGCACAGAGGGAGGCGAAGUUAGAAGCUAAGCGCCAGCAGAUUGCUAAGAUUGCGGAAACAAAGCGGUUGGAGGCAGCAAAGCGAAAAAGAGACCUCGAAAUAGAGCGUCGGAAAGCCCUGGAGGAGAUCGAGCGUAUUGCACGGUUAGAGGAAGCCGCAAAGGAGGAAGAGGAGAGGCAACAAAUGGAGUUAGAGGCGGAAACAGAGAAAAUGGAAAACGAGAGGCGACGGAUUGCGGGGGAGGAUGAGGAAGGGGCAGCGGGGCAACGGCAGGGAGGAGAGGCAGAAGAAGGGUGGGCCGGGAUUCUUCAAGUGAUUUCAUUGGUUCCCGAUGAACCGCUGCAAGUAGUUGACCUCGUGGGGGAGGUGGAGGGUUCGGAACAUGUGACAGGCUCUGGAGGUCUAGAAACUCAACCGCCUUUGAAGAGGCUUCGCAUUGACCAGACCGGAACGAACUUCGACGCGGAUGAGGGGUCUUUGGGGGCUGCUGCGUCAGAGGAAUGUGUCGGUGAAAAUGUGUCGGGAAAUCAGAACGUUCAACCAACGUUGGGGGAGGCGACGGGAGAGGUGGCACCGCGAAGAGCGGAUGUGCUACCAGACGAGCUAGGGAAGCGGUGGGGGGAAACAAAGCAUUUCAGAUCGAGUGGUCUUACCACACGCGAGAAGAAGAACAAAAAGGGGGAAGUGGUGUACGUGCGCUACAACUCGGAGCAAAGCGUCGGAGGUGUGAAGAGGAACAUGGGGAGCUACAAGGAGCGGAAACUACGCGAUUUCACAGUGGCCGUCUGUUGGAUGGCCUACUUCCCCGACACCGACAUGGCCCAUUACGGCUUGGAUCCUGCCGAGCUUGGCUUGUGGGCGGUCCACCUCGAUUUCGCUCGUGAACUCCCGACGGGUGUCUGGAGUGUCAUGAACGAAUUGAACCUCGACAAGUUCGAGAACUUCGAAAACGUCAUGAACAAGACAAAUGCACGGGUGAAGGACGGCGCACAUUUCCAGGUGGCCGUUUGCACAGGGAUUGGACAGGCCCUGGUACACGGAGGGAGUGGGCUGGUGUCGCCCCCCGCGAAUGUCACUCCCGCGGUCUAUGCAGCGGGAGUAGCUGCAACCCUCUACACCUUGUGGUGUGCCUCGAUCGGCAUUCCCCACCAGGACUGGGCGGAGGGUGCGGAUGAGGCGGCUCGUGGCACGCUCAACGAGGCAAGCCUUGCUAGUCGAGCAACCUCUACUGCUCGCCUCGGAGUGUGGACCUUGAAGGCCGUGAAGAACCUAACGCACGAGAAGGCGGAUUGGGAAGUGGUGCUCACCAAGGCCAUUCUCGGCCUUGUGGAUCCCGAGCCCGGGGAGGCAGAGGCUAUUGAAAUGGCCAAGGUGGUUUCGAGGGUGCUGGUGUACUGGUGCGAGUGCUGUCACGCAAACCAGAGUCUUUACGCGUAUCAGGGUGGGAUGCUCCAUUUUCCCCAGCCCACAAAAGGGGGACGGCGGAAGGGGAAUGCGGGAGGCAACGAGUGA